Penicillium argentinense is the source of this 273-nucleotide messenger RNA. RefSeq lists its product as uncharacterized. The transcript has a single exon. The record is from RefSeq and is a predicted model, not a curated record. NCBI's taxonomy places the organism in Eukaryota, Fungi, Ascomycota, Eurotiomycetes, Eurotiales, Aspergillaceae. Bases 1 to 273 code for a protein of 90 amino acids.
AUGAACGCUCCUGACCGGUAUGUUGAGAAUGAUUUUUCUCUUCCCUGUCUCCAAUAUGGUCUGCCCGCAUCCUUGAAGUACGAGCUUGGACGUCAUGCAAAACCGCGGUCUGCCGCGAGUCAGCGUCAGCGUCGCCGUGACGAUGGCGGGGGCGAGCUCCGCGAGGAAGGUGCGGUGGACGUGCCUGCCUCCCCCUCUCUCUCGCCCUCUGUGGUCUGCUGCCUUCCACCGCGCCUGCCUAUUCCCACCUCACCUUCGUUUGCCGCACUGUGA